Molecule: messenger RNA, 396 nt
Organism: Colletotrichum destructivum
Lineage: Eukaryota; Fungi; Ascomycota; Sordariomycetes; Glomerellales; Glomerellaceae
Product: Putative protein kinase-like domain superfamily
Exons: 2
Coding region: 1-396 (131 amino acids)
Source: RefSeq, a predicted model, not a curated record
AUGACUGAAGCAGCACCGCCAUACGAUGUUCUGUUUUUAGACAGGUCUCAAAACCAGUCCAACCCUCUGCCGACUCAAAACGACAUUGAUGGAUCCGAAGGGCUCGUCAUCAAAUUCGGCGUUCAUGUUCACCCCAUCGAGGGCCACAACAUGCUUUACGUAGGAAAGCUCACGACGGUGCCGGUCCCCAAGCCAUACGUCAUUUAUCAGCAUCGAAAACAGCAGAAAGUAAUCACGUACAUCGUGAUGCAAGACGUGGCGGGUACGACGCUUGUUGACCUAUGGGGCGGCCUCGACCAUGCUCGGAAAACGGCAAUCGUCAUGACCCUCCGGACAUAUUUCGAUCAACUCCGACAACUGCCACACCCGGGCUACUUUGGCAACAUUGAAGGCUGA